CCUAAGGGUAGGAGGAAAGGCGGGGGUGUAGUGGUAGAGGGGAGCCACUGGUAGCUCCAAGAGGCUCCAAGAGGCACCUAACAUAAAUAUCAUCACUACAAACCAACCCCUCCCUUGGUCCAGUGAGCAGCCUCGCUCAGGUGCCUUCGCAGGAUAACCUUCUGGGCAUGCCCGAUUGCUGCUUCCCACAGCAUAUAAACUGCCCAAAAGGAAACAACCCAUAUUCAGCAUUCGAGAGGCUAAUCCAAAAUGAAGGCUUUCAUUGUCCUCCUGCUGGGAGCGGUCCUGUGGUUGGACUCAGGUUCUUCUUUGCAGUGUUACAGCUGCACGGCACAGCUCAGCAACUCCAACUGUCAGAAGAAAGUGGACUGCAAGGAUAAGGAAAUAUGCAAGACGGAAGUGUUCAGGGCUGCAACGCUUUUCAGCAUCAUCAACAAGGGCUGUGACUCAUCAUGUGAACCACUCUAUCAGGACAUGGGCGUAGGCAGCAGGAACGUCUCCUGCUGCAGCAGCAACCUCUGCAAUAUCAAUGCAGCAGGCAGCGUGAGGUGCAGCUAUGGGAUGGCAGCAGGGAUCACAGCCAGCGUGCUCUGGAUCUUCCUGAACAACAAACUCUGAGGAGAACAGAGGACUCCCAUGAGCACAGCAAGUCUUGGAGCACCCCUCUUCUGAUAGGAAUUGUAACUGGGAGCAGAUCAGUGUGUUGGGCACACAGCAUCCUUGGAGCUGAUGGCAGAUCUUUGCCGUAUGAUAGCUUCUUCAUUACUGUUAUUGUAUUGUAAUGCUACCAAAUAAGAAAAUACAUGUCCAUGCUAUCUGCAUAAUAUCUAAAUAUACUUCUUUCUGAACCAAG
Molecule: messenger RNA, 853 nt
Organism: Tyto alba (common barn owl)
Lineage: Eukaryota; Metazoa; Chordata; Aves; Strigiformes; Tytonidae
Product: prostate stem cell antigen
Exons: 3
Coding region: 250-618 (122 amino acids)
Source: RefSeq, a predicted model, not a curated record